AUGCAAUCGUCGGAAAUGAAACGUCGCCGCGUCGGUAUCGCUUGUGUCAAGUGCCGAGACUUGAAAGCCAAGUGUGAUGGCAGACAACCCGUAUGCUCGAGAUGCGAGGGAUACGGAUUUGAAUGUUCUUGGCCCACUACGACUAGGAGAAGAAGGUCUGCAAAGCCCGAGAGAGCCGCUGCAGCCGGCAGUGAAACUCAGCCUCGACAGCAAUCUUCUCUUGCGCCUCAGGCAGCCCCUUCCAUCGAUGGUCGCUUAACGUAUCCCAGAGCGGUAGAGUCGUACGAAAUGCUUAUCACUACCAUCAGGGCGAAAUUGGAUGCCCCCCAUCAAGCCGCGGUCGAUUCGCGCCUUCGAGAAAUCCGGGCAUUUAUAUCGCACGAACCACAAGAGCCCGCUGGCAUUAACCCUGCCCAGCAGCAUGUCACAAUCGCUCCAUCGCCAACCUACGUUGGAAAGGCAAGUGAUAUACACUUCAUUCACAGUGUCAAUAGAUGCGUGGGUGGAUGCGACCUUUUAUCUGAGGACGUUCCGAUCCAAAAUUAUAGCCAAACUCAUAUCUCAGAGAGCCCAGUUGCCCUGAGAGAUCCGCCGCUUCUGCCAUCGGAGGAGGAAGCGAAUCUUUUCCUACAGGUAUACCUCUCGACUAUCCAUAUUGCAUAUCCGUUCCUACCAAGAUCCGCUCUUUUGAAGGCUUUUGAACGCUUCCAAUCUGGGAAUUUACAUCCGCCGGAGCUUCGGCCAUGGCUGCCAAUAUUCAACUUCAUUUUUGCCAUCGGAUCGUAUUAUAUGCUGUUUCCGCAAGGGAAGAGCUCCAACAAUCGAGUUCAUUUUCGUUACUAUGAACAAGGUCUCUACUACUCACAAGAGCUCAGCGCCGAAUCUUCUCUACUGGGAGUCUGUGCGUUGUUGACGCAGUGCUUCUUUUUGCUUGCUGUCUGCCUCACGGACAGGUGCUGGAACGUCCUUGGCUUCGCAAUUCGUAUGGGCCAAAGUAUUGGGCUCCACGUCGAAUCUUCAUCUGGACUCGGUAGUUGCUCCUCGUGGACAAUGAAUCGUGCUCACUGGCGGCGCACCUGGUACUCAAUGUACGUUCUGGACCGGUUGCUUGCUCUUCAACUAGGUCGACCGAUGGCUAUCCACGAAGAAGAUUUUGAGGUUGAUUUGCCCUCACGAAACGACAUGUCCCCCUUUGUCGCUCCAGACUACGAGGAUGCUGCGUCCAGUAAUACCACACAGCACACCGGAAUGAUGGACUAUUUUCUGGGUGUCAUUCGAUUUUCUCAUGUAUUGGGAUCUGUCAUACGAGCUCUUUAUCGACCUUCCCAGGUUGAUUCAUUUCCAGAACAGAUGCUUCAUAACGCAUCAGAGCUGGAUCACCGCCUGAUGGAAUGGAAAGGAAGCUUGCCACGUCAUCUCCGGUUUGAUCUAGGGCAUACUUUCGAGAAGUCUAUCUCUUUCAAACGCCAGCGCAACAUGCUGGCUGUCAAGUUUCAUCACUUGCGUGCCCUCAUUUAUCGCUCAUUCUUGUGUCUUCCGCUUCUGCAGAUGAAUAAUCAAUCAUUUCUGGAUUUACUUGUCCGAGACAAGGAGCGAAUCUCGGAAGCCGAAUGGAUAUGUAUACAUGAAGCACAGCAGACCGCUCAACUGCUUCACAAUGUCGCCGACGAGCGAAGCUUGGUGCACGACUUUCCUUGGUGGCAGAUGAUCUCGUGCCUGAUCUGUGCUAGCUCUAUUUUGUUUGUGGCGGAAAGUUUCCAUAGCAGCAGCAGUCCAAGCUCUACGACAUCAGCUCAGAACCUUCGAGAUGAUGCUGAGACUUGUCUCAAAGUAUUUGAGGCAUUGAGUGCAAAUUCGGCGGCAGCGCAAAAAGCAGCCGAUAUUUUGCAGGGGCUUUCGCGGAUGUAUCGAGCAACGGGGAAAGUUCGGAUUUCCCUUUACCCCCCGAUCAGCUACUAG
Messenger RNA from Penicillium brevicompactum, 1959 nucleotides. Its product is annotated as Zn(II)2Cys6 transcription factor. Gene Ontology annotation, molecular function: DNA-binding transcription factor activity, RNA polymerase II-specific; RNA polymerase II cis-regulatory region sequence-specific DNA binding; zinc ion binding. The transcript is spliced from 6 exons. The coding region runs from base 1 to 1959 and encodes 652 amino acids. Gene Ontology annotation, biological process: positive regulation of transcription from RNA polymerase II promoter by galactose; DNA-templated transcription. The record is from RefSeq and is a predicted model, not a curated record. Gene Ontology annotation, cellular component: nucleus. NCBI's taxonomy places the organism in Eukaryota, Fungi, Ascomycota, Eurotiomycetes, Eurotiales, Aspergillaceae.